GCUGCAGGGAGCCAGGUGUGCCGCCCGCCCCUGCUGCACGGAUCCCUGCCCUGGCUGGACGGAGGCAAGGCCCUGGGCAGCCACCACACCGCCUCGCCCUGGAACCUCAGCCCCUUCUCCAAGACCUCCAUCCACCACGGCUCCCCGGGGCCCCUCUCGGUCUCCCCGCCCGCCUCUUCGUCCUCGCUGUCGGGGGGCCACGCCAGCCCGCACCUCUUCACCUUCCCGCCCACGCCGCCGAAGGACGUGUCCCCUGACCCCUCGCUGUCCACCCCGGGCUCGGCCGGCUCGGCCCGGCAGGACGAGAAGGAGUGCCUGAAGUACCAGGUGCCGCUGCCCGACAGCAUGAAACUGGAGUCGUCGCACUCCCGCGGCAGCAUGACCACGCUGGGGGGGGCCUCCUCGUCGGCCCACCACCCCAUCACCACCUACCCGCCCUACGUGCCCGAGUACAGCUCCGGACUCUUCCCCCCGGGCAGCCUGCUGGGUGGCUCCCCCACCGGCUUCGGGUGCAAGUCCAGGCCCAAGGCGAGAUCCAGCACAGAAGGCAGGGAGUGUGUGAACUGCGGAGCAACCUCGACCCCUCUGUGGCGGCGAGAUGGCACCGGUCACUACCUGUGCAACGCCUGUGGGCUGUACCACAAAAUGAACGGGCAGAACCGGCCGCUCAUCAAGCCCAAGCGAAGGCUGUCUGCGGCCAGGAGGGCAGGGACGUCCUGUGCGAACUGUCAGACCACCACCACCACGCUCUGGAGGAGGAAUGCUAACGGGGACCCCGUCUGCAACGCCUGUGGGCUGUACUACAAGCUGCACAAUAUUAACAGACCCCUGACUAUGAAGAAGGAAGGCAUCCAGACCAGAAACCGGAAGAUGUCGAGCAAAUCCAAAAAGUGCAAAAAGGUGCACGACUCCCUGGAGGACUUCCCCAAGAACAGCUCCUUUAACCCGGCCGCCCUGUCCAGACACAUGUCAUCCCUCAGCCACAUCUCGCCCUUCAGCCACUCCAGCCACAUGCUGACCACGCCCACGCCGAUGCACCCGCCGUCCGGCUUGUCCUUCGGACCUCACCACCCCUCCAGUAUGGUCACCGCCAUGGGUUAGAGCGCUGCUCGAGGCUCCGGGGGCCCCCGGCGAGGGUCCCCGCGGCCCCUCCGACUCACGUGUUUGCAGGAGCAGUAUCAUGAAACCCACCUGCGACGGAUACCUGUGUUUUUGAAGGCAGAAAGCAAAAUGAUGUUCGCCACUUUGCAAAAGGAGCUCACUGUGGUGUCUGUGUUCCGACCACUGAACCCGGGUCCCAUUUGUGAAUAAGCCAUUCAGACUCACAUCCCUUAUUUAACAGGGUCUCUAGUGCUGUGAAAAAAAAAAUGCUGAACGUUGCAUAUAACUUAUAUUGUAAGAAAAAUACUGUACAUUUGAGGAAGACUUUAUUGCAUCUGGGUAGCUGUGAGGCAUGAAAGAUGCCGAGAAGUUUAAGGAAUGUGGGGAAAAUAAGUGUGGAAAUUAAGAAGAGACUAGGUCUGAUAUCCAAAUGGACAAACUGCCAGUUUUGUUUCCUUUCACUGGCCACAGUUGUUUGAUGCAUUAAAAGAAAAAAAAAGAAAAAAGAAAAAAAAAAAAGAAAAAAAGUGGUAGGCAAAUCAUUCGUUCCUAAGCUGUGGGCCUCUGUAAAGGAAAUACCAGUUCGGGGCAAUAGGUGUUUCACAUUCACCGAUUGCCGCUCGAGGGGUUCAGAUAGCCUUUUUCUAGGCCUACAUGCUUUGUGAACAAGUCCCUGUAAUUGUUGUUUGUAUGUAUAAUUCAAAGCACCAAAAUAAGAUGUAGAUUUAUUUCAUCAUAUUAUACAGACUGAAUUGUUGUACAAAUUUAUUUACUGCUAGUGUUAAGAACUGCUUUUUUUCUUGUUUGUUUCAAUAUUUUCCUUCUCUCUCAAUUUUUUGGUUGAAUAAACUAGACUACAUUCAGUUGACCUAAGGUGGUUGUGCUUUGGAGGGUUUGUUUUUCCAUUUUGUUUUUGGAUGAUAUUUAUUCAGUAGCUUCUAAG
Molecule: messenger RNA, 2044 nt
Organism: Carlito syrichta (Philippine tarsier)
Lineage: Eukaryota; Metazoa; Chordata; Mammalia; Primates; Tarsiidae
Gene: GATA3
Product: GATA binding protein 3
Exons: 4
Coding region: 346-1101 (251 amino acids)
Biological process (GO): positive regulation of transcription by RNA polymerase II; embryonic organ development; cell fate commitment
Molecular function (GO): zinc ion binding; DNA-binding transcription factor activity, RNA polymerase II-specific; RNA polymerase II cis-regulatory region sequence-specific DNA binding
Source: RefSeq, a predicted model, not a curated record